Molecule: messenger RNA, 801 nt
Organism: Lathyrus sativus (Indian pea)
Lineage: Eukaryota; Viridiplantae; Streptophyta; Magnoliopsida; Fabales; Fabaceae
Source: the annotation of a GenBank genome assembly
AUGAGGCAUAGUCAUGGUUCAAUUCCUCCUCGACUAUUGGAAAACAAACUCGCUCAACAAGAAGCCGAAAUCGAGCGAAUUUCCGGUGACAAUCACAGAUUAUCAAUCACACAUAGAGCCUUAAGAGAUGCACUUGUUGAUGCUGCACAAGACGUGCAAAAGAUAAAAUCACACAUUAGAAGUACUCAAACUGAGAGUGAUAUUCAGAUUAGGGUUUUGCUUGAUAAGAUGGCGAAAAUGGAGGUUGAUAUAAGAGCCGGUGAUGUUGUCAAGAAGGAGCUUCAACAGGCUCAUAUGGAGGCGCAGAAUUUGGCUGCAUCUAGGCAGGAAUUGAGGGCACAAAUUCAAUUGGCCACUCAGGAAUUGAAGAUGGUUGUUGGUGAGGUUAAAAGUUUACCUGAUUUGCAUGCUGAAUUUGAUGGUUUAAUGCAAGAGCACAUAGUGAUACGUGACACAUUCGACUACGAAAAGAGCAAAAAUGUAGAGCUAGUAGAUCAAUUGAAAGCAAAAGAGAAGAAACUAAUAGCGAUGGCAAGAGAAGUUGAGAUGUUACGGUCUGAGAUUUUGAAUGCUGAGAAAAGAACAAAUGCAUCAAAUAUGUACGGAGCUGCUACCCCAGCAGAUGGCAGUGGUCCCUUUCUCGAUCAUUAUGGGAGAGCUCAUGGUCAGAUGGCUUUUGGCCAAAUAGGAGAGUCUAUGGUACCGGUUGGCGGCAGCAAUGGAGUAGCAGUUGUAAAUAGUGCUGAUGGUAGCGGUGCCGGUUGGGCGGGUCAAUAUGAUCCCUCAAUUGCUGGGAGGUGA